AUGCGACUGCCCAUGCGAUUCAAGAUCGACCCCUCAGUUCUGGAUGGACGAUGUAUGCGCCGUUUUCAGCUGGCUCUGAUUCAAAGCGAUCUGCGCGAGCAGCUGACGGGGUAUAGCAGUCUGUGGAGCGUGAAGUUCUCGUUUCUGUUCUUACUAAGGAAAUUGGUGGAUCGAAAUUGCAUUACAGGUCAUUCAAUCUGGCUGGGCUGUCUCGCCUUGAAGAUAGCUAUGUCUCUUGAUAUCGGGACCGACGCAGCCGUCAUCGUUAACUCUGGAAAUGUUCUUCGGAGAACCAAGAUCAACUGGUUUUGA
Molecule: messenger RNA, 312 nt
Organism: Aspergillus tanneri
Lineage: Eukaryota; Fungi; Ascomycota; Eurotiomycetes; Eurotiales; Aspergillaceae
Exons: 3
Coding region: 1-312 (103 amino acids)
Source: RefSeq, a predicted model, not a curated record